This is a messenger RNA of Suhomyces tanzawaensis NRRL Y-17324, 1014 nucleotides long. Its product is annotated as dihydroflavonol-4-reductase. Bases 1 to 1014 code for a protein of 337 amino acids. NCBI's taxonomy places the organism in Eukaryota, Fungi, Ascomycota, Pichiomycetes, Serinales, Debaryomycetaceae. Gene Ontology annotation, molecular function: oxidoreductase activity, acting on the CH-OH group of donors, NAD or NADP as acceptor. The transcript has a single exon. The record is from RefSeq and is a predicted model, not a curated record.
AUGUCAACAGUAUUCAUCUCAGGUGCCAACGGAUACAUUGCCCAGCACAUCGUCAAGACAUUUUUGUCCAGAGGCCACAGGGUGGUGGGAUCAGUGAGAUCGGCUGCCAAGGGCCAGCAUUUAAAGAAGCUCUUCCAAUCUGACUUCGAGUACGCUGUGGUUCCCGAUAUCCAGAGCUCUGGAGCCUUCAGCUCGGUGUUUUCUCGCCACCCCAACAUCUCAGUGGUGAUCCAUUCUGCAGCGCCUUCGUACCACCAGGGCCCCAAGUUGCAAGAGUCCAUCAUCGACCCCAUGGUGAACGGCACCAACGCCCUCUUGGAAGCUGCUUGGGACCACGAACCAGUCCGCAAGUUCGUGUUGACGUCGUCCUACGGCACAAUGGGGAUGUCUCGCAUGUUGCAGCCAAAGAGUGCCCCCAACGAGACCAUCACUGAGGAGUCCUGGACCUACACCAACAAAGAGUCAGCUACUACCAAGGGCCCCAUGGUUGCCACCAUGUGUGGCAAGGUGUUUAGCGAGCAGGCAGCGUGGGAGUUUCUCAAGCGGGACAUGCCCCAGUUCGAACUUGCUUCCAUCAACCCAGCGUUCGUGUUUGGCCCCCAGGCGUUUGACUCCGAGGUCAAGCUGGUCAUGAACGGGAGUGUGGAGAUGCUCCACCAGUUUCUCAAGGGAAAGUCGAGCGAUAGGAUGCCCACAUUAGUUCCUGGCUCCUUUUAUGACGUCCGUGAUGUGGCAGAAGCCCACUACUUUGCUGCCACGUCCAACAAAGCCGAUUCCCAGAGAUUGCUCUUGGCCAAUGGCCAAUUUUCAUCCCAACAGAUAGCCAAUAUCUUGCGGGACAACUUUCCCCAGUUGAGAGACGUGGUUCCGGAGGGAAACCCCCAGAAGAUCCCCAAGGUCAAGUGUCCGUACGACGAUUCACACACGCGGGCGUUGUUCCAGCACGAGCCCAUUGGACUCGAGCAAUCGGUGGUCGAUACGGUAGCCCAGAUCAUUGCAGCCAAACAAGCGUAG